AUGUUCGCUGCUCGUCGUCUUGCUCGUGUCCCUGGGGUCAUUCCCCAGAGAGCGCUCUUCCACAGCACUGCGCCCGCCUUCGUGAAGAAGGGCGAUGCCAUCCCCGACCUCGAAGUCCUGGUCGAGAACUCGCCUGGUAACAAGGUGAACCUCGCCAAAGAACUCAAGGGGAAGGGAAUCAUUCUCGGUGUCCCUGCUGCUUUUAGCCCGGCUUGCUCCAGCUCCCAUGUCCCCGGAUACAUCAACCACCCCAAGCUCAAGGAAGCGGGCCAAGUCUUUGUGGUCUCCGUCAAUGACCCCUUCGUGACCAAGGCGUGGGGCGUCUCUCUGGACCCCAACGGCAAGAGCGGCAUUCGCUUCCUGGGCGACCCGACCGGCAAGUUCUCCGAGGCGCUGGAUGUGACCUUCGACAGCACUUCGAUCUUCGGCAACCAUCGGGGCAAGCGCUAUGCGCUAGUUGUUGAGGAUGGCAAGGUCAAGGAGGCGUUCAUUGAGCCAGACAACACUGGCGUCGAUGUCUCGGCGGCCGAGAAGGUCUUGGGUUGA
Molecule: messenger RNA, 546 nt
Organism: Aspergillus clavatus NRRL 1
Lineage: Eukaryota; Fungi; Ascomycota; Eurotiomycetes; Eurotiales; Aspergillaceae
Product: peroxiredoxin family protein
Exons: 5
Coding region: 1-546 (181 amino acids)
Biological process (GO): hydrogen peroxide catabolic process; cell redox homeostasis; cellular response to oxidative stress
Cellular component (GO): peroxisome; cytoplasm; cytosol
Molecular function (GO): thioredoxin peroxidase activity
Source: RefSeq, a predicted model, not a curated record